Messenger RNA from Aspergillus japonicus CBS 114.51, 720 nucleotides. RefSeq lists its product as uncharacterized. The record is from RefSeq and is a predicted model, not a curated record. The transcript is spliced from 2 exons. NCBI's taxonomy places the organism in Eukaryota, Fungi, Ascomycota, Eurotiomycetes, Eurotiales, Aspergillaceae. The coding region runs from base 1 to 714 and encodes 237 amino acids.
AUGAAGUCGGUCAUCUACUCGCUGGCGGCUUCGCUGCCCUUGGUCCUUCCGACCCAAGCCGAUAGCCUCUGGGAGCAGGUCAGCUGCUUCACCUCCGUUGGGAAUAUGGAGAACAUGGGCACCUUUGAGUUCCAAUCCGUCGACCACUGCAUCGCUCAAUGCGAUGAGGUGAACGGGGUUUUUGCUGCGGUGCAAGAGGAGUCGUGUUACUGCGGCACUGCUGCUCUCGACAUCCAGGACAUGGCCUUGGCCGACAGCGACAGUGCUUGCAAUGCCUCGUGCCCCGGUUAUGCUGUUGAUACUUGUGGCGGGGAUGGCGUCUAUUCUCUCUGGGUUUCCCAAGAAUACGUCUUAAGCUUAGGUGGCGACGACGACGACGACAAUGACGAUGACAAUGCCAACGACAAUAACGCAGACAACAAGGGUUAUGACUAUGGGGAUGAGGAUGGUGGCUCCGACGGCGAGGAGAACGAGGACGGGGAGGAUUCCGACAGUGACUAUCACAGUGGCUGGCACAGUACAUUCACUGCCGUCGCUACCAUUACUCCUUCCUCAACAUCUGCGACAAAUCCUGUAUCGACGUCGGCCAGUCUCAGCAGUCUCGCUUCAUCAAUGACUGCUUCGACCACCCAAACCGCCACGGGCAGUGCUGCCAUCACCACGACUACUUCUACUUCGGGGGCCAGUCGCCGCUUCAGGAUUCUCUUCUUUUAAAGGUGC